CGACUCAUACAGCAAAACUCACACUUCUAGGUAUUAUUGGUUGGCUAGAUCAAAGUGAUCUAAACAUCGAAUAAUAGUUUCGCCAACAUAGGAUCGUCCUCAUCAGUCUUACAGUGGAACAGGCAUAUUUACCGGCGGUCGACACCAGCUGCUAUAUUUCUAUAUCUCAAGGCAGCAUUCAACUUUGUCAACUGUGAGAUGUUGUAGAAAUGUCUGACUGUGAAGGGAGUACCAAGUAAGUAUAUAUUACUUAUCAAAGCUCUUUACUCGUACUCACCCAGUCGUGUAAGGGUUUAUGGAAAGUUUUCAUGUGAAUUGAUGAUAACUAGUGGUGUCAGCCUAGGAUGUUCACCGUCACAGUUUCCAUUUAACUUCAUCUUUGAUGUACUAAUGAACAUAACCUUGGAUAUUUCUGACUUCACAGGGACUCAUUUACUCCUCGGAGGCUAUCUGGUUGACUCGGAGUACGCAGAAAACAUUUUCCUGCCACAUGAAGAUGAUGAAAAAAUCCAGGGUCUUUUGGAUGGGUUGAGCAGAAAUCUGAGUAUGUUUAGCAUGCGUUUCGCUGGCACUAUUCAAAUGUUAGAUGAUGCUCCAGGACUGGUCUGCAACCACUCCCAGUUUGGUGACAGGGAGUAAAGAGGUAGAAUGUGUCCACCACUUCACUUACUUGGGGAGUUGCAUCUGCUCGAAC
This is a messenger RNA of Heterobilharzia americana, 694 nucleotides long. The record is from the annotation of a GenBank genome assembly. Lineage: Eukaryota; Metazoa; Platyhelminthes; Trematoda; Strigeidida; Schistosomatidae.